Messenger RNA from Enhydra lutris kenyoni (northern sea otter), 1013 nucleotides. RefSeq names its product leukemia NUP98 fusion partner 1. The record is from RefSeq and is a predicted model, not a curated record. Lineage: Eukaryota; Metazoa; Chordata; Mammalia; Carnivora; Mustelidae.
AUGCAAGCUUUAUCAAAGGUUUCUUGGAAUACUGCUGGAAUGGUGGGAAGAGUGACUUCAUUAUUCUACUCCUUGCUUCAGAUUUGGCUGUGCUGCUUAGUAGUAAUUUCACAUCAGGGACAGGCCUUCGACAACUUAAAUCACCUACACAUGGAGCACAAAGAUGAUGACGACGAUGAUGUGUCUUUUGCCAAAUGGAUGAGCAGCUUCUGGGGUCACAGCUGGAUAGAAGAGAACGAGAGAGGACUCCGGGACCAUCAUGGGCCAAAAGAUGCUACUCACAGGAAAACCUCCCUGCCCUGCCCAUUUCCUGCGCUUCCUAGAAUCACAUCGUCUGACAGCCAUCCCAGAAGACAUUCUCAUGAGGACCAGGGAUUUCAAUGCCAUACCCACAUGCUGGAUUACAGAAAAUGCUCAGCAGAUGAGUCAUUCAAGGAGGCACUGGAAUCAAAAGGAAGAUCUCAGUCCAAAAUUCAAGCAUUUUCAGAGUCCUUUGAACAGAAACUAUGCUUUAGAACCAAACGCUCCGUCUCUUUGGGACCUGAGAGCAGGAAGGAGAGGAACGAAAGGGAAUGCCUGAGGAUGGAGAUAAAAUCUCGAAAGAAAGUGGAGGAAAGAAGGAACUCUAGGAAGGAAGAACACGGAGAAGCACACAUGCCCACCUUGGUUGAAAGAGAGUCCAAAUAGUGUUUCCACAUCAUGUCUCCAGAUGCCAGGUUUUGGUGGCACUUGUGAAGGAGUGUCCGCAAAUGCUGAGUGACUGCAGUGGUCCAUUGGUGCAGGGCUCCCCAGGAUGACUUGCACCUGACUCCCACUGCUUCUGAUAUCUUAGUUGAGAGUGUGAUCUGCUAUGUGGUCCUUUUAUGGGAAUAAAGAAAAUAAAAUGUAUUUUAAUAGAAGAAGUGAUUCUUAAAAAUGUAAAGAAAGAUAUUUAAAGAGCCCCCAACGCAUCUUCACUAACUCUUCUUCUGCAUCAACCUUGCAAAUAAGUUUAAAUAAAAGUCAUUGAUGUG